AAACAACAACUUUCCACUCCUCUUUUCUCAAGAAAAUCAACUACUGAACAAUGUCCGGACGCGGCAAGGGCGGCAAGGGACUCGGCAAGGGCGGCGCUAAGCGUCACCGCAAGGUUCUUCGUGACAACAUCCAGGGCAUCACCAAGCCCGCUAUCCGUCGUCUCGCACGUCGUGGCGGUGUCAAGCGUAUCUCCGGCCUCAUCUACGAGGAGACCCGCGGUGUCCUCAAGGUGUUCCUCGAGAACGUCAUCCGUGACUCGGUCACCUACACUGAGCACGCUCGCCGUAAAACCGUGACUGCCAUGGAUGUCGUGUACGCUCUUAAGCGCCAGGGCCGCACUCUGUACGGCUUCGGCGGAUAAGCGCAUUUCGCUUAGUGUUUCAGGUCGCUUCGGCAGCCUAAACAGCAACUUUACCAUCACUGGCUGCUUUUUGAGCUAGCCUUUGUUGCGAGGAGCUCUGAUUCCUCACUCUUCACCUGGUGUUUUUUAACACCACCCUUUUCAAAAGAAUCUGUGUUUCU
This is a messenger RNA of Phytophthora infestans T30-4, 523 nucleotides long. Its product is annotated as histone H4. The transcript has a single exon. Gene Ontology annotation, cellular component: nucleosome. The record is from RefSeq and is a predicted model, not a curated record. Lineage: Eukaryota; Oomycota; Peronosporomycetes; Peronosporales; Peronosporaceae. The coding region runs from base 51 to 362 and encodes 103 amino acids. Gene Ontology annotation, biological process: nucleosome assembly. Gene Ontology annotation, molecular function: structural constituent of chromatin; DNA binding; protein heterodimerization activity.